ACCAGUGCACCCAGAGGACGCCAGAAAGAUGAGAGAAACAGGUCUGCAUCUCAUGCGGCGCAUGCUUGCUGUGCUGCAGAUAUUUGCUGUCAGUCAGUUUGGUUGUGCUACAGGUCAGAUACCCCGCACCCUCUGGCAGAAGGACCAAGCUAAUAAAGACUAUUCCCCUUUAAUUAAGAGACUGGAGCUGUCUGUAGACAAAGUGAAGCAGUUGAUAUUGAAGCACCAGCAGCAGAACCAUGUUGUCAGCUACUCCAGCAUGCAGGAUGUUCCCUUAGGAGGGCGAGAUGAGCUGACUCUGGCUGUGCGGAAGGAGCUGACCAUUGCUUUACGAGACCUUAUGGCUCAUGGGCUCUAUGCUUCUUCUCAAGGGAUGAGCUUGGUGUUGGCACCCAUUGCGUGUUUGAUUCCUGCCUUUACCUCAUCACCACAGACCAUGCACCCAUGGGAGCUCUUUGUUAAGUAUUACAAUACCAAGAAUGGUCGCGCCUUUGUGGAGUCCCCAGCUCGCAAACUCUCCCAGUCCUUUGCCCUGCCUGUGACAGGAGGUGUUGCUGUGACCCCCAAGCAGAGCCUGCUGACGGCUGUUCACACUGUUCUCACGGAACAUGAUCCCUUCAAACGCAGUGCAGACUCUGAACUGAAGGCCUUGGUGUGUAUGGCUUUAAAUGAGCAGCGCCUGGUGUCCUGGGUGAACCUCAUCUGCAAAUCUGGGGUUCUGAUACAGUCUCACUAUCAGCCCUGGAGCUACAUGGCCAACACAGGCUUUGAGAGUGCACUCAAUAUUCUCAGUCGCCUGAGCAACUCAAAGUUCAACCUCCCUGUGGAUUUGGCUGUCCGGCAGCUGAAAAACAUCAAAGAUGCUUUUUGACAUGUCCUUUGCAGAUCAGCCCCCACCUCCUCUUAGUAGGCAGCUAUUGAUCUCAAGGAGCUUUUUCUUAAGACCAAGCUUGGUUCAUUUGAGGAUGAUCUUAAAUUUUACUUGAGUGUCUCAAGUACUUGAAUGUCUCAACACUGGAAACCUUCACUGCUCGAAUGCCUGUGAGGAAAUGCUGCAGGCUUUUAGGUUGAGCACCCAACCCCUCAGGCCUAUGCUCAUGCAGCUCUUAAGUCAGUGAAGCUGCUACAGCCAUUUGCAGAGGCCCUACCACUAUCAUGUGGUAGAAGUGAGGAGCUGCCUGAAAUGUAAUAAACAAGAGCCUGAUUAUACAGCCAGUACAUAGGAGCAGUUUCCUUUUUUUUUUUUUCCAGAAGCAACACCUAUGCAGCACCUGCACAGUGAGCCCUCACAAUUUUUAGACUAAAGCGGGGGUUUUCAACCUUUUUGGAUCAGUGUACCCCCGGUGGCUGGAUGCAGAGUAGUGUACCCCUGGCGGCAACACAGGGCGGGGAUGGGGAGCGUGGCACGUGGCCAGAUGUGGAGUAGGGGCAACCAUUGCGUGCAAGCUUCCCCCACCUCCCAUGUCCUGCCGGGCGGUGCCUGCACAGCAGUACAGGAUGGUGCAUAGUGGCAUUCCAUCCCCACCGGCCAGCAUGUACCCCUGGGGGUACACUUACCCCUGGUUGACAACCCCUGGACUAAAAGAUACCAUUUGUAGCAUUUUGCUAUUCAGUGCAGGGGGAAGGAGGUAGUGAAAUAGUUUUAACAAAUACCUUGUUGCACUUGAUGCAACCUGGACUGACAUCCCAUCUCCUCUAUUUAUGUAUAGUAUUGAUUAAAUGUAUAAGAGGUCUGGGCCGACAUGGUUACUUGGGUAAAUGUGAUAUCUUUUAUUAGACAAACUGAAUGGUUGGAAAAAUUGUUUUUUGCAAGCUUUCAGGCACAGGUGCCCUUCAGGCAUAGGGAGAGCCUGCUGGUCUUCUCUCUAGGAUCUGAAUAGAAGCUUAAGCCAGUACUCAAAAUGCAAGUCUGUAAAAAUGCAGGUGCAUAGCUGAGAAGAUCAGAGGGGAGGGGGUUGGGCAACAGAAAGGGAAUGCCAACAGAUGAUAAAAUGCAGCUGGGAAAAUAUAGAGAGCUUACUUGGGGUUAUUGGGUGGCAGGCAGGUUAUAAUGUGCCAUAAAUUCAGUGUCUACAUUUAGUGCAUUAUUUUUUGCAUCCAGUAGAUUUACCAAGUGAAGUUCGUAGGCUUGUCUAUGAAAAGUGCUUUAUAAAUUCCAUUUGAGUAUUGGAGAAAGAGUGGCUAUCUUAUGAGAAAUGUGCACCCACAGAUAGUUGGGUAUUUUUGUCUUUUACAGAUUCUUGGUGUGUGUUCAUUCUGGUAUGCAGUUGUUCGGUUUCUUUUAUGUAGCUUCCAUCUGGGCAUUUAAUGCACUGGAUGAGAUGUACAGGCAGUCCUUGACUUACAGCGUUUUGAGUUACAAUGUUCUGCACUUACAACAUUUAUAAAUUGACACUGUUUCAACUUUCUGACGCCUGUUUCAACUUUACAA
Alligator sinensis (Chinese alligator) is the source of this 2431-nucleotide messenger RNA. Its product is annotated as RUN domain-containing protein 1-like. Bases 29 to 871 code for a protein of 280 amino acids. The record is from RefSeq and is a predicted model, not a curated record. The transcript has a single exon. NCBI's taxonomy places the organism in Eukaryota, Metazoa, Chordata, Crocodylia, Alligatoridae.